AUGAAUAACAGGUACAAGGUUAAACUAAAUACAUGUGUGCAUAAAGAAGCAUCACUGUCAAACUCAAAUGCCUAUCACAUUGACAUUGUGGAUAACAUGUUUUCCAUCAUACACAAGUACAAGAAUUCUCUUUCCUUGGCCUAUUUCUUUGAUAUCAAUUUCGAGGGUGAAAUUCCAGCUGGGAUUUGGUCCUUGAAUCGGAUUAGAUCACUGGAUUUGUCUAAUAAUUUGUUAGAAGUUGAAAUUCCAUAGGCCAUUGGAGGACUGAAUAACUUGCGAGCAGUUAAUUUGGGGAAGAAUCGGUUUACUGGGCAAGUUCCAGAUGGAAUUGGAAGUUGCUUGCUUUUGAGGUCCAUUGAUCUCAGCGAGAAUUCAUUCUCUGGGAACCUUCCUCAGACAAUGCAGAAACUUAGCCUGUGUAGCUAUCUAAAUCUGCACCAAAACUCAUUUGCCGGAGAGAUUCCUGAGUGGAUUGGAGAGUUGAAGAGCCUGGAGACUUUGGACCUUUCUGGCAAUCGAUUUUUGGGCGAAGUUCCAAGUUCAAUAGGUAAUCUUCAGGCUUUAAAGGUGUUGAAUUUUUCUGCAAAUGGGUUCACUGGGAACUUACCCAAGUCCAUGGCUUAUUGCACAAGCCUUGUGGCUUUAGAUUUUAGUAAGAAUUCGGUGGCGGGUGAACUUCCUGCGUGGAUAUUCAAGGCGGGUUUAGAGGAAGUUUCACUUUCAGAGAAAAAACUAAGUGGAAGCGCAAAUAGCCCUGUAUCUUCCUCAAUUGGAAAUGCGCCUCAAAAUCUGCAAGUCGUGGAUUUAUUUAAUCAAUUUUCUGGUGAAAUUGCAUCUGACAUUGGGGUCUUAAGCAGUUUACUUAGUUUGAACCUCUCCGGUAACUCUCUUGUUGGUCCUAUUCCUGUGACUAUUGGAGAGUUGAAGGCCCUGGACAAUGUGGAUUUGAGUGAGAAUCGGCUCAGUGGAAGCAUCCCUCUGGAAAUUGGUGGGGCUUUUUCAUUGAAGGAAUUGAGAUUGGAAAAUAACCUUCUCACGGGAAAAAUUCCAACUUCAAUAGGGAACUGUUCUUCUCUGACCACUUUAAUUACAUCACAGAACAGACUGACUGGCCCAGUACCUGCAGGAAUGGCCAAACUUACCAACUUACAAAAUGUGGACUUGUCUUUCAAUAACCUCACGGGAGGCCUACCCAAGCAGUUAGCCAAUCUUCCCAACCUUCUUUCCUUCAAUAUUUCCCACAACAACCUCCAGGGUGAACUACCUGCGGGCGCCUUUUUCAAUACCAUCUCCCCUUCCUCUGUCUCUGGCAAUCCAUCUCUUUGUGGCUCUGCAGUUAAUAAGUCUUGCCCAACAGUUCUUCCGAAACCCAUUGUCCUCAAUCCCAACUCCUCUUCUGACUCCACCACACCAGGAACAUUAUCUUCAAAUCUUGGUCAUAGAAGAAUCAUCCUUAGUAUUUCUGCACUCGUUGCCAUUGCUGCAGCUGCUGUCAUUGUCAUUGGUGUGAUUGCCAUCACUGUACUUAAUCUCCAUGUUCGAUCUUCUACAACUCAUUCACCAGCAGCCCUCGCGUUAUCAGCUGGGGAUGAUUUCAGCCAUUCCCCAACAACAGAUGGCAACUCCGGCAAGCUUGUCAUGUUUUCAGGUGAGCCUGACUUCAGCACUGGUGCACAUGCUCUACUCAACAAGGACUGUGAGCUUGGUCGUGGAGGGUUUGGAGCAGUCUAUAGGACAGUUCUUCGAGAUGGGCGGCCUGUUGCAAUCAAGAAGCUCACUGUUUCAAGUCUUGUCAAGUCUCAAGAAGAAUUUUAAAGGGAAGUUAAGAAAUUGGGGAAAGUGAGGCACGAUAAUCUUAUGGAAAACGAAGGCUAUUACUGGACUCCAUCAUUACAGCUCAUCAUAUAUGAAUAUGUCUAUGGCGGUAGUUUAUAUAAGCAUUUUCAUGAUGGAGCAGGUGGAAACUUCAUGUCAUGGAACGACAGGUUCAAUAUAAUUCUUGGAACUCCAAAAAGUUUGGCUCAUUUGCAUCAAAUGGAAAUUAUUCACUACAACAUAAAAUCUAGCAAUGUCCUGAUCGGCAGCUCAGGCGAACCCAAAGUGGUAGACUUUGGCCUAGCAAGGUUGUUGCCAAUGCUUGACCAAUAUGUUUUUAGCAGCAAGAUCCAGAGUGCCCUUGGCUACAUGGCGGCUAUACGAUUUAAAAUUUCCAAAAUAUUCACAGGGUGUAGCCGCGCGGCUAUACUAUUUAAAUAUUUGAAAAUUUGCAAAGGGUAG
Prunus mume (Japanese apricot) is the source of this 2277-nucleotide messenger RNA. NCBI's taxonomy places the organism in Eukaryota, Viridiplantae, Streptophyta, Magnoliopsida, Rosales, Rosaceae. The record is from RefSeq and is a predicted model, not a curated record.